Messenger RNA from Microthlaspi erraticum, 939 nucleotides. The record is from the annotation of a GenBank genome assembly. Lineage: Eukaryota; Viridiplantae; Streptophyta; Magnoliopsida; Brassicales; Brassicaceae.
AUGGGCAAACUCGAAAAAACCCUGAUUUCAGCUUUGGUAAUCUACGUGACUCUUCUACUUCUCAUAGUCUGCGCCGCAGUGAAGGAAGCAAACGACUUCAGUUACUCUGCUGCUAUAAACACAGCAACGGAUAUUAAGUAUAAGAUCAUAGCUAUCUUCUCCACAUUGAUUGUCGGAGCGUUUGGUGUGUGCAUACCGAUCUUUGGCCUCGAUCCACAUGGAUCUUUUUUCUUAUUCGUUAGGAUAUUAUCUCCCACCGCAAUAUUUGUCACCUGUUUCAUCCUUCUUAACCAUCCCACAGAGAGCCUCACGAGUUAUGAACCACCUUGGGGUGAUUUUCCGAUGACUACAGCUGUAGCCACUGCUUCUUCCAUCUUAGCCAUGGUUGAAUUCUUCGCUUUAGCUUCUAUGAACAGCUCUCCCUCUGAAAAUUGGUGGUUUAAAGCCGUGGGGGGAGAUAAAGAGGAAGAAAAGAUUCAUGUUGAUAAUAGCUGCAAGAACCUUCCAUGUUCGUCAGGGAUUGUGGUUAACUCAGUCAUCUUAGGAAUAUCCUUAGGAACAACUUCAAGUGUUAGCUUAAUCAAGCCUCUUAUAGCUGCAACAACUUUGCAUCAGUUGUCCCAAGGAAUUUAUCUCGGUGGUCGCUUCUCCAAGACAAUGCUUGAAGUGAAGAAAACUUUGGUUAUGGUGAUGGUAUAUUCUCUCACAACACCUCUAGGAAUCGGGAUCGGUAUUGGAGUCGCCGAGAUUUACAAGGAGAAAAUCCCGGGCACGUUGAUGUUGUCCGGUUUUCUAAAAACUGCAGCCGCCGGAAUAUUGAACUACAUGGCCAUUGUUGUUGGUUAUAAUCACAAAGCUCAACGUAGUUUGAAGUUGUUAAUACCUUUUGCUUAUGUGUUCUGCUUGCUGCUGAAAUGUCUCUUUUAUCGUUGGGAUUAG